Messenger RNA from Dimorphilus gyrociliatus, 1553 nucleotides. The record is from the annotation of a GenBank genome assembly. NCBI's taxonomy places the organism in Eukaryota, Metazoa, Annelida, Polychaeta, Dinophilidae.
GCAAAAGCCAGUUGAGGCUCGUCAAAGCGUCACACUAUCGACUACAAAAAUUUACGAUUUUCACUUCCUUCUAUACUUUUUCACUUUACAAGAAAUAUAUUGACUUAAAAAGAGGGUAAGUUGAUAAUUUUGUUUUACAAAGUGUUAAAAUUAACAGCAUGGAAGAUUUCCUCAUCGAAUGAUUCUAUCAAUAAAUCAAUGAGAGGAUCAGAGAGUGCACAAUUUCGACCAGGCAAAAUUCUUUUUACUCGUUGCAGAUCGAUCGAUCGAGCGUCUCUCCUGUCUACUCGAAAAACGUUCUGAAAUGAUCUCAAGUUAGGCCUAUGAUCUACUAAGCGCCCAGAAUUGUUUUUGCAACAUGAAUUCUUCAGAACUUACUGUGACACAGGGACAAAGUCACGCUGUAGAAACUCCAAAGGACAAUGCAAGAGCGAGCGCCACCUAUGCAGCUAUUAUGAUGAUAGUCAUUGUAGCCUGCUCAAUACUUGUAACUGUUACCUUCAUAAUUGGCGCCUCAUAUGCUCAGCAUCGUUAUCAAUUGAGACAAAAAAAGAGACGAGCAACAUCGUAUGUUGCAAGAAAUAGAAGUGCAAGAGAUUUAAAAGACGAUUACUACAUUAAUAUAAAUAAUACAGCUGAGUUUCAACCACCAGACGAACCAGAAUCUCCAGUAAAAACUUCACCAAAACAAACAAAAAAAAUCCCAAAUUGGACAACUACAACUCCUAAUUGUGAAGUUUUCGAAAAAGAGAACGAGCGAAGGCCAAAUAUAACAAUGGCAUAUGACAAUCCGAUAUAUACAGGCAAUAAUUAUCCAUCGGAAAAGGACCAGGCUAUAAUUUUGAACGCUUUAAAUGUUCAAAUUAAAAAUCAUUGAUUAUAGGACUAUAUUCUGCAAACCUUCCUCACAAUAUGCAUUUUCUUCUUUUUUUUUUAAAUUUUUAUAAGAAAACAAUAACAAAUAUACAAAAAAACAAUAUUUUAAAGAGAAGAGCAAAGAAGCUGUACAGGAAAGUUAGUUUAUACAUGUAUAUAUUUUAAUAUAUGUAUAUAACUAUAAAUAUAUACAACACUUACAUAUUGAUAGAAUGAGAAUGCAUAAACAAUUUUAUGGACAAACUCUUUUUUAUAGCAUAAAAAAAAAUAAGGAAAAAAUAUGGAUAAUAAUAUAUUGUCUCUAUUGAGUAAAAAUACUGGGUUGAACGUGCUGCAGACUAUGGAUUUGUUGGAGCAGUUUGCGAUUUAUAAUCUCCAUUCUGCACUGUAUUUUUUAUGCACAAAAGAAAAAGGAAAGCUUCCGAAAUUUUUUUCCUCUUCUUCUUCUUCGUCUUCUUCUUCUUCUCCUGUUUCUUUUAUUUUUUCUUUAAGCAAAUCUAUAUCCAUUAUUCUUUUCUUUUCCUUUUUCUUUGUAUGAUAAGAGAUUAAAAUUUCAUUUUGUUUCUUUUCUUUUUAUUUAUUUGACUUUGUACUGUAAAUUGUAGGAUGAUACUGUAAACGACGGAAUUUUUUUCCAUGUUCUCUUUAUUACAUAAUAUGUUUAUAUUUACACAAUA